This is a messenger RNA of Vicia villosa (hairy vetch), 974 nucleotides long. RefSeq names its product protein S40-7-like. The record is from RefSeq and is a predicted model, not a curated record. NCBI's taxonomy places the organism in Eukaryota, Viridiplantae, Streptophyta, Magnoliopsida, Fabales, Fabaceae. The transcript has a single exon. Bases 86 to 757 code for a protein of 223 amino acids.
GACCCUCCGCCACACUACCCCUUUUUCUAAUUUCAUAUUCUUCUCGUAUUCUUCUUCACUCCAAAACCUUUCAUUCACCAACCCAAUGGACCCCACACCCUCCUUCCACCGUCGAUUUCCUUCCAACUCCGACCGCCUACUCGGCGCUUUCAAUUUCUCUCCUCCUUCCUCUGUCACCACCUCCGUUGGUGACGAGCUCAACGAAGCUGAACUGUUCUGGUCAUCUGACAGCUCCGAAUCUGAAAAUCAAAAUCAAAAUCAACGGCCAGCGCCUCAACCGACUGAGUUGACUCGUCACCGGAGUUUCGAUCUAUCUCAAGACUCCGGCAUCCUCGCUGUCCUAUCAGGUCCAGACAACAACCGUGAUUCACCACUGUUUCGUGGUAAAUCUCCGGUUUCGUCUUCGAGAAUGAUUCCGUCGUUUCCGAGACCUAGACCUUCUUCUGGCUACAACUCCGAGCAAUUGGUUCAGUCUAUGCCUUCUAGAAAGUUCCAGCAAUCUGCUCCUGUGAAGGUUCCGGUUCUGCCACCGAGUCAGUUCACUAGACGGCGGAACAUCGAUGCACUUGCGGUGUUGGAUGAUGAUGACGACGACGGUGAGGAGUUGUUGCCGCCGCAUGAGCUUGUGGCGAGAGGCUCUGGAGUCUCGCCGAGAACUACUUUUUCCGUUUUGGAAGGAGUUGGGAGAACUCUUAAGGGGAGAGAUCUCCGUCAGGUGCGAAACGCGGUUCUGCGCCAAACCGGUUUUCUUGAUUAAACCGGUUUUUUUAUUAAACCGUUUUUUUUCUGAACUGUUUGUUUGUUGAUAUGUGUUGUUGAGGUGGUGGAAGUUUAAUUUUGAUAGCUUCUUUACACCAUUUUAUUCAUGAUGAUGAAUUAGGAAAUUUGAAUUUUGGUUAAUUAACUUUGUUUUUAGAUGCUCUUUUUGUUCUAUGCGAUUUAUAAUUUCUGGAAAUUACAUAUAACUUUGUUGA